UUGGAAAACUCCAGUGAGAUUGUGUCAUUUGUGCUGGCUGCUUAUGGAAAUGUUGGGGAGUUAAAAUACCUGUAUUUUGUAAUAAUAAUGUUCUGGUACCUCUCUAUAUGUGUGGCCAACACAGUCCUUAUUGUGGUCAUACGUGUGGACAUACAGCUGCAUGAGCCAAUGUAUAUACUGCUUUGUAACUUAUGUGUGAAUGAGAUAAAUGUCAGCACAUCACUAUAUCCUCUUUUGCUCUCACAGAUGUUUUCAGACAGCCAUGAAGUGACUGUGCCGUGGUGUUUUCUGCACAUGUUUUGUUUGUACAUAAGUGGGCCUGCUGAAUUUUGCAGUUUAGCAGCCAUGGCCUAUGACAGAUAUAUCUCAGUCUGUCGUCCAUUACGCUAUAAUGUCAUUAUGAACACAGAGAGAGUGUUUUUCAUGAUUCUCUUCGUGUGGAUAUAUUCAUUCCUUAGUGUAAUACUAUCAUUCUCAUUUAUCUUCAGUUUGAAGUUUUGUGGAACUAUUAUUGAAAAUGUGUAUUGUAACCACAGAUUAAUACUUAGACUUUCAUGUUCACUUUCGGUCUAUAGCUUUUUAUCUGAUAUAUUCUUUCUCAUUGUGAGCUUUUUCAUACCAUUCACUCUCAUUUCAGUCUCUUAUGUGAAAAUCUUGGCAGUUUGUCGAAAAACAUCCACAGAAAACAAGCAGAAAGCUGCGACUACUUGCGUCCCUCAGAUCGUCUCUGUGUCAAACCUGUUUGUUGGCUCAAUUUUUCAGUGUAUCGAUUCCAGUGUUAUAUUUGCUCAUCUACCAGUCCGCAUAAUUUUAUCUAUAUAUCUUUUCAUCUGUCAACCAAUGCUGACUCCAUUUCUCUAUGGAUUUAAUUUGCCCAAGAUAAGGCAAUCAUGUAAAAAGCUUUUGUUUAAGAAAAAUCAAUAG
Messenger RNA from Neolamprologus brichardi, 924 nucleotides. NCBI's taxonomy places the organism in Eukaryota, Metazoa, Chordata, Actinopteri, Cichliformes, Cichlidae. The record is from RefSeq and is a predicted model, not a curated record.